Carica papaya (papaya) is the source of this 1884-nucleotide messenger RNA. Its product is annotated as nuclear pore complex protein NUP50A-like. Gene Ontology annotation, biological process: intracellular transport. The record is from RefSeq and is a predicted model, not a curated record. Gene Ontology annotation, cellular component: nuclear pore. NCBI's taxonomy places the organism in Eukaryota, Viridiplantae, Streptophyta, Magnoliopsida, Brassicales, Caricaceae.
UCAUCUGUAGAUCUCUCACACUUUCCUGCUCUCGCUCUCGCGCUAGGGUUUUGUUUCCAUUGUCUUCGCUUAGCUUCCAGGUAUAUCAUAUUUUGCUUCAUUCUCUUGAGAUAAAAGGGUCUGCUUGAUCUUUUUGCUGACUUUGCAAUGGGAGAAUCGGAAAGUGCCCUUCCACCUUCAAAGAAGAGGGCUGCUGGAAGGGAAAUCUCUCGGGAUAACCCAGGUCUUGAUGAUGAGGGUGAUUCUGGUGAACUGGAGACUGGAACUUUCAAGAGGGCUAGUGAUGAGGUGCUGGCAGGUAGAAGAAUGGUCAAAGUCCGUCGUGGUCAGAACCCAUCAGCUCCGUCAUCAAAUCCAUUUGCUGGGAUUCGCCUGGUUGCUCCAAUUGAAUCCAGUGCAAACUCUGCUGAAAGCAAAGAACAUACUGCUGAGUCUAAAGAAACCGUAGCUGAAUCUAAAGAAAUCCCAGUAGAAUCCAAAGAAACUCGAGCUGAAUCUAAAGAACUGCCAGCUGAAUCAAAAGAAACCCAAGUGGAUGUUUCCACUGAAAUACUACCUUCUAGUGAGAAAGCUGUUUCUAAAGAUGCGAGCAAUGAGACUCAGGGGGAUGAAGGUGAGAAAGCAGUUCCAGAAAAUGUUCAAGAACAUGCUGUUGGGGAAGCUGGAAAGGGUGAGGAUGAGAAAAUCAGUCCUUCAGAAACUGAUAAAGAGAGUGUUGAUGUCAAGGAGAACAUUGAUAAGAUUGAGAAGUCCCCGGAACCUGUGGUAGAUGGUGAAAAGCAGGUAAAAUGUGAUGAGAUUGAGAAUGCCGACAAGAAAGAUAAUGACAUUGAAAAUGCAGAACAAAAUGUUGAUGGUGCCCCAUUGAGCUCAUUCCAACAGCUUUCAAGUAGCCAAAAUGCCUUCACAGGACUUGCCGGAACUGGAUUUUCUAGUUCCACAUUCUCCUUCGGGUCUAUUUCAAAGGAUGGUUCAGCAAUGGGUACUACUACUGGAUCUCUCUUUGGAUUGAAAAACGAGCAGCCUUCUUUCAGUUUUGGCCUCUCAAACAAUGGAAACUCCUCCCUGUUUAGUGCAGCGGGAGCUUCUGUUGGGUCAAAGAGUGAGGGAAGUGGCUUUCCAUCCAUGUCGGAGGUUACUGUAGAGACUGGAGAAGAGAAAGAGCGAGUGGCUUUUUCAGCUGAUUCAGUCCUCUUUGAAUAUCUAAAUGGGGGCUGGAAGGAGCGCGGCAAGGGAGAGAUUAAGGUGAAUGUUGCUACAACGGGUUCAAAAAAAGCUAGGCUUCUUAUGAGAGCUAAGGGAAAUUAUAGGUUGAUUUUGAAUGCAAAUAUUUUCCCAGAGAUGAAACUCACAAAUAUGGAAAAGAGAGGCAUCACUUUUGCCUGCGUAAACAGUACUAGUGAAGGGAAAGGCAGUCUUUCUACAUUUGCAUUGAAGUUAAAGGAUGCUUCUAUAGUUGAAGAGUUCCGUGUGACUGUUGAGGCACAUAAAGUUGGAACAACGGCUGCAGAUCUCAAGACACCGGAAAAUUCUCCCAAGGGUUCUGAUGAUUAGAAAAGGCGUCAAAUUGAAGAAUCUCGGACACUCAUGCUUGGACGAUUGAAUUGCCCUUCGAAUUUGUUUCUCUUUUUCUUUACCUGGCGGAAAAUGACAGGUCGAAUUUAGAGUUGAAGUAUUCCUUAUGGUUUAUUGUAGCAGAUAGUUAACAGAGUCCAAUCCUUUUUGUUGUUAGACUUUGGGUGUAAGCAAACAUGAAGCUGGAAAAUAUUCCAAAUGUACUUUUGGGGGGUUAAACCUUGGAAAUGCAUAGCAAUGAGAACCAUGAACAUGACUUUUUUACUGUGAUAUAUAGUCGUUCCCUGUUCUGGGGGUAGAUGCAUAAAA